AUGAGUAAAGAAAUCGCCCGUGAGACCGAAUCCCUUCGGCGCGUCGCUUUUUUCGGCAUCGCCGUCUCCACCAUCGCCACGCUUACAGUGGUGUUGGCAGUGCCGAUGCUGUACAGCUACGUUCAGCACAUGCAGUCUUCGUUGCAAGAGGAGGUCGAGUUCUGCCAGAAGAGAUCCGACGGACUCUGGGAUGCCUAUGAGAAGUUCCGUGGAGCAGAGGCGCGUCUUAAACGAGAUGUCCAUCGUCAACAUGUCGGCGCUGUCUACCGCAGCCACAAGGCUCGUAGACAAUCGUACGAUGACGAGGAGGUUAUCGACGAUCAGGUUGAGGUCUCUCCAGCUAGCGGCGGAAGUUGCUGCUCUUGUGGAGUGGGAGCUGCUGGACCUGCUGGAGCCCCUGGACAAGAUGGAGCCCCAGGAAACGACGGGCAGCCGGGAGCACCAGGAAAUCCAGGACAAGAUGCCUCCGAAGAUAGCUCAGUUUCCGCUACUGACUUCUGCUUUGACUGCCCAGCCGGACCAGCCGGAGCUCCAGGAGCACCGGGACCAAAGGGACCAAGCGGAAACCCAGGAGCCCCAGGACAAUCAGGAGGAGCUGCUCUUCCAGGACCACCAGGACCAGCUGGACCACAAGGGCCACCAGGGCAACCAGGACAACCAGGAAAUGAUGGAGCUCCAGGACAACCCGGACAGCCAGGAAACGCUCAGCCAGGACUUCCAGGACCACAGGGAGACGCCGGAGCACCAGGAGCACCAGGUCAACCUGGACAGCCGGGAGAGCAGGGAGAUGAUGGAUCAGAUGGUGAUGAGGGUGCUUGCGAUCACUGCCCGCCACCAAGAACUGCUCCAGGAUAUCUUUAA
Messenger RNA from Caenorhabditis bovis, 861 nucleotides. The record is from the annotation of a GenBank genome assembly. Lineage: Eukaryota; Metazoa; Nematoda; Chromadorea; Rhabditida; Rhabditidae.